UUAAUUUUUAGAUGUUUUACAUUUAUUCAUAAUUUAUAUUGAAUCGCGCACUAUUAAAUAUAACCUAGUACCAUCCAACAAAACUAAAUCCUUUCUGAAUAUACAAGGAAUAAAUAUAUACAAACCUACAUAUGCGUAUAAAAAUUAAGUAAUACUGACUAAAGAUACGGAUUAACAAGAUAUCAGUCGAUAUUUUGGAUAACUCAACUUAAGUGCUGGUAUAAGUCACGUCAGUGCAUCGCAACGUUAAAUUUACACCUUGUGAUAAAUUUUGAUAGGUGUAAACCAUUAAAGUUUAUAAUAAUUUUGAAUGCAAUGGACAGUGCAGGCGCCGGUCGGCGGCGAAACAAUAUAUGCGUUAAUGCUGAGGAUAAUGCGCUCGAUCAAAUUACGAAAGAGGCCGAAGCGCGUUUGGCAGCUCGUCGUCUAGCUCGCGCUGAAGCUCGGGAGAUACGCAUGCGUGAGCUUGAGCGACAACAAAAAGAAUUGGAACAAAGCGCUGACCGUGCAUUCGAUAUGCAAAGCUCAAGUGGCAGUGCUAUUAUCGACACACUCUCAUCAAAUCCCACACGCCAUGUCUAUAGUGGUCUUGUAAAUUUGGUACGUGCAACAGCAUCGCGACGCAGUAGUGAAGAUUCAUUGGAGGACGAAGGUCGCAGUUUCCGUGAUAUUAAACACGAGCUUAAAGAAGUCGAAGAACGUUUUCGAAAGGCGAUGAUAACGAAUGCCCAACUAGACAACGACCGCUCAUCUCAAACGUAUGAAGUUAAGCUACUCAAAGAUAAAAGUGAAACAAUGGAAGAAUCUUUCGCGCAACUGCAGCGAGAAUUCAAAAACAAACUUCGCGAUUGCAAUACCCUCAAACGAAACUUGGACCGCACAACACUGGAAUUAAGCCUAGUGCAAGGCCAGUUAAGCGAGCGGGAUGCACUAAUAGAAGAACACGGUCUUAUUAUUGUUUCCAUUGAGAAUAGUGAUAGUAGUGACGCCAAGCGGGCUCUAGUGAGUGUGGAAAAUGCCAAUAUUUUGUCAACCGUACAGGGUUCUCUUGAUGUUAGACUCAAAAAGUUUGCAGAGGAAAAGCAGCGACUUCUGAAUGAAAUACAAAAGCUUCAUGAACAGUUAGGUGCAUUUAAAAGUGAAGGUAGAGUUGGACGCGGCAGUUUAUUGUGUGGCUCUUUAAGGUACGAUGAUGACUAUGAGGUUCAACGAGAAUCAAAUAAAAUCAUAUCAGAUUAUAAAUAUAAGCUACAAAAAGCUGAACAGGAAAUCGCUAGUCUCCAGGCUAACUUAGCACGAUCGGAAACACAAGUUAUACGUUAUAAAAGCACGGCAGAAGCAGCCGAAAAGGCAGAGGCUGAACUGAAAGUUGAGCGCCGUAAGCUGCAACGUGAGUUUUAGGUUUAGUUGAUCUGUCCUUUUUUUGUGAGAGGUAUUUGGCAACACGGAGCAGCACUCCAGUCAGGAUGAGCGAAUGAAGUAGUUAGUAAUAUAAGGGACCUAUUUGUUAUUAGAAAUAUAUUCAUAGAAAUUAGAAUUAAUAAACAAAAACAUAAAUAAUGUUCACACUAUUCGAUAGAUUUAAGCGAUCUACAUAUUUAAAAAUAAAUCAAAUUGUUACCAGA
This is a messenger RNA of Drosophila montana, 1625 nucleotides long. Its product is annotated as leucine-rich repeat flightless-interacting protein 2. Bases 316 to 1401 code for a protein of 361 amino acids. Gene Ontology annotation, biological process: regulation of DNA-templated transcription. The transcript has 7 exons. Lineage: Eukaryota; Metazoa; Arthropoda; Insecta; Diptera; Drosophilidae. The record is from RefSeq and is a predicted model, not a curated record.